GAAUAUACGCAAUAAAGUAGGUGGUGGGCUGGUUCCUGGCAGACACAGCUAGAUGACUAAACGGGGCAGAAAGGGGAAAUGAUUCUUCGAGCAUUUGUCUGUUCUGUUUGAAUGAUUUUGGUGUUAUAGGAUAGUCUACGGAGCACGAUAUCAGGUAGGAUGAGAGACAGACUGGUUGACCUGAAGGGGGUGGCCCCCGCUUCUUCAGACAUGGACGACGGAGGUCAGGGUCGGGGCACUGAUGACGAGAAACAGCUGGAGCACCAGACAGUGGUGUUCGAAGGCGAAUACAUGAUGGACAGCAUCUUCAGAGAGGUCCAGUCAAUCAGGAAGGAGAUCGCUCUGCUCCAGGUUGAUGUGAAGUGCCUGGGCAAGCAGAACUCCCGAUUCCUCACCUCUGUCCGGAGGAUCAGCUCCAUCAAACGAGACUCCAAUGCCCUGGCCAAGGGCAUCAAGACCCGGGGGGAGGGCAUCUACACACGGCUGGAGAAGAUCAGCAUGCAGCACAAAGAGCUGGAAGAAGAGCAUGGUGCCCAUUCUGCUCUGGUCCGCAUGGUGCGCUCACAGUAUGUUUCUCUCACCGGGGCCUUCCACGAGGCCAUGUCUGAGUACAACCAAGCAGAGAUGGGCCAGAGGGAGAACUGCAAGACCCGGAUCCAGCGCCAGGCAAAGAUAAUGGGCAAGGAGGUGACCGGAGAUCAGAUUGAGGAGAUGGUCGAGACGGGAAAGUGGAACGUGUUCUCCGACAACCUCCUGGCGGACGGGCGGACGGCGCGAUCAGCGCUUACGGAGAUCGAGAACCGGCACAAGGAGCUGGUUGAGCUGGAGAGUCGGAUCAAGGACAUCCAUGAGCUGUUCUUUCAGAUGGCUCUGCUGGUGGAGGAACAGGGGGCCAUGGUGGACAACAUAGAGGCCAACGUAGUUGCAACAACAGACUUUGUGGGCAAGGCCCAGGCUCAGAUCAAGCUGGCGGUGAAGUACAAGAAGAACAACCCCUGUAGGAAGUUGUUCUGUUGCUGUUUCCCAUGCUGCAACAAGUGAGGCAGACAGACCGAUAUUAGUGUUAUUGUUUUAUCUCAAGUCAAGAUCCUCUCAAAAGUGUUUUCAUGGCCAUGACAAUGUAUUUAAAGAAGUAGAAUUAAUCAAUUUGCAGUUGUUUACACAAGUAUGCACUUGAUCCUGAAUAUUUUCAGAUGUACAGUAUGGGUGUUCCAAUGUACACUGAGUGUACAAAAUAUUAAGAACAACUUCUUAAUAUUGAGUUGAACCUACUACCAUUACCAACUGAAAGGCACUUCAGUAUUUUGUCUUGCCCAUUCACCCUCUGAAUGGCAUACAUUUACAAUCCAUGCCUCCAGACUUAAAAAUCAUUCUUUAACCCAUCUCCUCCCCUUCAUCUACACUGAUAUAAGUGGAUUUAACAGGUGACAUCAACAAGGGAUCAUAGCUUUCACCUGUCAUGGAAAGAGCAGGGGUUCCUAAUGUUUUGUGUACUCAUUGUAUGUUUAAAAUGAUUUCUGCAGUUUGAACGAGGGUGCCAUUUUGUAUGUCAUGCAGCCAUUUCUAUCUCUUAUUGUACAUUAACACCCUUGCCAAGCUGGCGUUAGGAGAGAAGACCCAGUAUCUCGAUGACAAACUGCUGAAGCUAACAUGCCAUAGUGUGAUAUGGGGUGUUCCAUUUCUUUAAUGUUGUAAAAAUAAAACAUUUGUUCGGGGCUCCAGGCUGGCAGUUAAAAGAAUACUUGAUUAGUCAAUCAAGAAUGUUUACUUGAGUGCAGUUCAAAUGUUUCCUUCUUCCACUAUUCCCUUUAACCUUCAGCUGUAUUGAAUGUUUGAUUAUUUGUCCAUUUUUUAUUUUAUUUAUGUUUUAUGACAGGAUAUUGUGAUUUUUAUUAAUACAAACGCUGUAGAAUGGC
Molecule: messenger RNA, 1916 nt
Organism: Oncorhynchus tshawytscha (Chinook salmon)
Lineage: Eukaryota; Metazoa; Chordata; Actinopteri; Salmoniformes; Salmonidae
Product: syntaxin-11
Exons: 2
Coding region: 160-1041 (293 amino acids)
Biological process (GO): exocytosis; intracellular protein transport; synaptic vesicle fusion to presynaptic active zone membrane
Cellular component (GO): SNARE complex; plasma membrane; presynaptic active zone membrane
Molecular function (GO): SNARE binding; SNAP receptor activity
Source: RefSeq, a predicted model, not a curated record